UUUAAAGUGUCAAAAUGGUUGUGGAAAAGUUAUUGAUGAAUAAUUUGGUAAAAAUUGUACGAAAUUAUUCGGGGACUGCUCAAAAAAUUACAAAAAUUCCAAAUUUGAGUCGGGUGAAUAUGAAUUCGAAGCAAAAAUAUUGCGUUUUUGGUAAUGUGCUGCAAUUUCGUAUGGCUCAUACGGACAUUGAGGUUCCCAAUUGGGAUAAGUAUAGGCGAAAAGGUGCUAAAGAUCCUGAAGUGCCUACAAGUUGUUCUGAGGUCAAAAGCAAGGUUUUUCAGUAUAUGCUUAGUGGAAGUGCUAUUACAGUCGCCCUCUAUGGAUUAAAGGCAGAAGCUUUGAGAUAUAUUAUGUUUAUGGCUGCUUCUGAAGAAGUGCUGGCAAUGGCAAAAAUAGAAGUCAAGUUGGCUGAAAUACCUGAAGGUAAAAAUGUUACCUUUAAGUGGAGGGGGAAACCCUUAUUUAUUAAACACAGAACCCAAGAAGAUAUUAAAAGAGAGCAAGCUACUCAGCUUUCAGAGUUGAGAGACCCAGAAACGGAUGAACAAAGAUGUCCCAAACCUGAGUGGCUAGUAGUUAUAGGCGUGUGCACACAUUUGGGUUGCAUACCUAUACCAGAUAUGGGCGACUACACAGGGGGGUAUUAUUGCCCGUGUCAUGGUUCACAUUAUGAUGGAGCUGGAAGGAUAAGAAAAGGACCGGCUCCAACGAAUUUGGAAAUUCCCGUCCAUGUAUUUAAUGAUGAUGGGAUUUUGGUUGUUGGGUAAAAUAAAAAUAUUGGAAUGUUGUUGAAAUAAAUAUUUAUUUUUUAUACUAAUAAAUAAAAAAUACUGAAUGUUGAUUGAAUAAUUUAUUAUUACACUUAUUAAUAAUUAUGGAUAUUUACAGGUUUGUCAAAAAAUAAAUAACAAACAAAUAUUUUCCAAAUAUUUACAAAUAAAACAAAAAACUGUUUUAUGUACAAUUGAUACCACUUUUUCACUACCUUGAUUCACCUUUUUAUAUACAAUUAAAUAAAAUAUAAUAUCGAUACAAAAUCGACGUAAAGUUUGUUCACAAACUGUCUAAAACAAACUAGUUUGUUUUAGACAGUUUGUAGGAACAAACCUUUGAUAACUAUAACAUAUAAGAGAUCUAUAUUUUUGAGUGCAUUUUUUCAACAAUGUACUCUUCUGUUUAUUAAUUAUAUAAUAUAAUACAAUAUUGGAAUAAUUCAUCAUAAAUAACACUUAAAAAUGUACAGUUUUUUAUGAUGAUGUAAUAAUUAAUAAAAAAUAAUAAACAGGGUGUAAUAAAAAAUAUGUGUAUAGAUAAAAGAUAAAAUUGAUGUUUACACCCUGUACAAGAAAAUGUCAAUAAAAUCGAUCAAAAUAUAAUAUUUAAUAAGGGAAAAUGCUGCACAAAUUCUAAAACAAUUAUUUGGAGAUCAUAAAACUUUUUGGUCAUAUUUUCAAUAAAAAUUAGUAAAAUUCAAUUCAAAUUUGUUGUGGCAACAUUUUCGCCCCAAAAAAAUUCCCAAAGACUAGUUGUUUUAGUACAUUAAAUUAAAUACUGAAAAAUACAAUAAAUAUUUUUUUCCAAGAAACAAAAUCACAAGUCAGUACUACAUCCUCUAAAAUUUAACGUUCACUGAAAAAAAUCGAUGAUACAUAACCUCACUAACUUGGUCUUGAAGCAGUGCUGACAACUACCACAGGUUUAACCAAGUACUGGGUAACCGGUAGUACUUUACCGUUUAUUUGUUGAUUGGUGGCGAUAAAGUGGGUUUGCAUCAAAGGGGUUAGGUCGGUUAACCCCUUUUGUACUAUAGCCACUUUUUGUAGUACCAAACCCUGGUUAACCGGGUAACUAACCGGUAAAACCGACAGCUGAGUGGCUUGUACAGAUUGGGUUGAUGAUACCUUCAAAGAA
Brassicogethes aeneus is the source of this 1911-nucleotide messenger RNA. The record is from the annotation of a GenBank genome assembly. Lineage: Eukaryota; Metazoa; Arthropoda; Insecta; Coleoptera; Nitidulidae.